This is a messenger RNA of Maudiozyma barnettii, 759 nucleotides long. RefSeq names its product putative tyrosine protein phosphatase OCA1 (gene OCA1). NCBI's taxonomy places the organism in Eukaryota, Fungi, Ascomycota, Saccharomycetes, Saccharomycetales, Saccharomycetaceae. The transcript has a single exon. The record is from RefSeq and is a predicted model, not a curated record. Gene Ontology annotation, molecular function: phosphatase activity. Bases 1 to 759 code for a protein of 252 amino acids. Gene Ontology annotation, biological process: protein dephosphorylation.
AUGGCAUCAAAAAAUAGGAGUAGUGACCCAAACCUGCCGCAGGUUUUAGAAGAUAUACUGGUAUCAAAUGAUCAAAGUGAAAAUGCCAGUAAGAUAGGACAUGUUCCAACGAAUAGUGAGGAUGAUAAUGAUGUUAAUGACGACGAAGAAGAGGAUGAGGACGAUCAUAUUUAUAUAAAUGAAGAAACUGAAUCAGGUAGAGAGAAGAUACUCAUAUCACACGCUCCACAGGAACGUAUAGUGCCACCCUUGAAUUUUUGUCCCGUAGAGAGAUAUCUUUAUAGAUCGGGACAGCCAUCACCUGUUAAUUUCCCAUUUUUGUUAAACCUAAAUCUUAAGACAAUCAUUUGGUUGGCUAACGAAGAACCUCAAGAUACACUAUUGGAGUUUUGUGAUAGUUAUAAUAUUUCUUUACAAUUUGCUGCAAUAAAUCCCGAUGGUGGGGAAGACGACAAUCCAUGGGAUGGUCUUACAGAACACUCCAUUAUUAAUGCUUUGCAGACAAUAGUUGAUAGAAAAAAUUAUCCGUUAUUAGUAUGUUGCGGUAUGGGUAGACAUAGAACUGGUACAGUGAUAGGAUGUUUGAGAAGAAUCAUGGGAUGGAAUUUGGCAAGUGUCUCAGAAGAAUAUAGAAGAUUCACUGGUAGUAGAGGUGGUAGAAUCCUUGUGGAAUUACUUAUUGAGGCAUUCGAUACUAAGAUUGUAGAAAUAGUGAAAGCUGAUGCACCAGCAUGGUUAAUAACGGCAUUAAAUGAAUAG